Cetraspora pellucida is the source of this 1479-nucleotide messenger RNA. NCBI's taxonomy places the organism in Eukaryota, Fungi, Glomeromycota, Glomeromycetes, Diversisporales, Gigasporaceae. The record is from the annotation of a GenBank genome assembly.
AUGGAGACAAAUCCAAGAAAUAGUAAAAUUAAACAACAUAUUGAUGUUUAUGGUACAUGCAAAGAAUGUCAAUCUCCUAAAACUAGCGCCGAAUGGUGUAGAAAAUGUAAUUCAGACCGAUUUCGUGAAAGCUUUAAUCUUUGGAGCAGUGGAAAUAAGGACAUUGAUAAUUUCAUUUCGACUGCUCAAUUGAACGCGAUUGGUUGUUCCCAAGUUUUAGAAUGGAUCCCUUGGGAAAGAUUCUCAAGGAUUAAACAUGUUGGGUUAGGACGUUUCGGUUCUACCUAUUCUGCUUCAUGGAUAGAUGGUUAUAUUACUCAUUGGGAUAAUAGAAAAGGAAUCUGGGGGCGUUGCGAUUCUGGAACAAAAUUUACUUUAAAAAUUAUUCAAAAUUCUUCAAGUAAUAUUUCUGAUUUUCUUAAUGAGUUAAUAUCUCAUAAAAAUGGCCGAAGUGGUCUAAUAAGAUGUUAUGGAAUCACUCAGCAUCCUAUCACACGAGAUUAUGCGCUAGUAAUUCGUUGUCUAGAAAGUGAUUUUAGGAGCCAUUUAUAUAAAAAAGUACCUUUUCCAGAACAUGAUUGGAAAACGAAAUUAGAAAUUAUUGCCGAUAUUGCCUUGAUUCUCCAUCGUAUUCAUGAAUCAGAUUCAAUUCAUAGAAAUUUUCAUACGGGAAAUAUAUUAAGGCAAAUGAAUUCGAUAAUAAUUACAGAAUUAAAUAUGCCCAACAUGGGUGAUGACUCUCCAACAAUAUCACAUGCUAGUGGAGGAAUAUAUGGUGUGCUUCCUUACAUCGCACCAGAAGUAUUACGCGGUGGACCAUUGAAUAAAGCUUCUGAUAUAUAUAGUUUAGGUAUAAUUAUGUGGGAAGUUGCAACUCAACGACCACCUUUUGAUCUUAAUGCACAUAAUAAAUUUUUGGCUCAAAGAAUUUGUUGUGGGCUUAGACCCCAUAUUGAUCAAAAUAUGCCAAAAUCUUUGGCCAAAUUAAUUAAAAGGUGUUGGGAUGCAAAUAUAGAAAAUCGUCCCGAGGCUGAAGAAGUUUAUAUUUGGGUGCAAUGGUGGUUGGAUCUAUGUAAUGAUUCUGCAUCAGAUAUCGCUGCUGAAUUUAACAUCGCUGACCAAGAAGGAAAAUUAAAAGAUGGUCUAUCAUGGAUACAUCCAGAAACUAUUUAUACUUCACGAUAUUUAGAAUUUCAAAGUUUACCAGAACCUGAAAAUUUUUCUCCCGAUACUUACCAUCACAUGGUUGCUUUCUGUGCAAGAAUUCACCAUUCAGACGAUCUUGAUUGCCAUUUAGAUUCUGAAAUUACAGACAUUUUUGCCUUUAAUUCACAAUUUUCUCGUCGGCCGUCAACUUUUCUUGACGGUUCAAGUGCUUCUACUCCAACCAAUACUUCAAAAGAAUCAUUACUAUAUCGUAUGCCUGGCGCUUAUAUAGGUAGUGUUUCGGACAGUAUUGACACUUGGAAAGGUAAUUAA